Molecule: messenger RNA, 2629 nt
Organism: Plectropomus leopardus (leopard coralgrouper)
Lineage: Eukaryota; Metazoa; Chordata; Actinopteri; Perciformes; Serranidae
Source: RefSeq, a predicted model, not a curated record
AAAUAGUGACGCUUCCUUAAGGUUUCAUCGAUUGUGUUAGAUUUGUGGAAAAGAGAGCAAUGUAAUUAUGUUUUUGGUCGCAAAGUUUGACUCAUAAGAUGAAUAGAUAUACAAGUCCCCGCCGUAGCAGCAUAUUUUGCUAUUUUAUGGGUAGUUUGUGUCGUGUUUGCAUUUGACUCCAUGGUAACUCAUUUUAUGGACAUAAGUCAACUCGAAAGGUCGGUGCAUAACGGGGUCUUUUUAAGUAAACUGUUAUAUUUAAGGAAACCUAAGUCAGCCAGCCAUGCCAGUCCAGCUUUGAUUUAUUGUCACAGUACUAAGUUGGGUACAGGCGCAACUCAAACCCAGACUGAAGCUACUGUGCAUCUUUUCUUCUGUGCUAUUAAGAAUCACCUGUGACAAUCUACAACUGUCAUGAAAUCCAGUGGACCUGUGUUCACAAGGCAGAAUCCCUUUCAACCAGCAUCCAGAGUGGGGAAGACACACUACCAUCCAUCUCGCAGCCAGUCCCUGUCAAAUAAAAAGAAGAAAACAACUUUAAGUCCUGUACGCAUAAACCAGCAAUCCAGAUCACACACUCUGAACCCAAAGAGCCAACGGCUGUUUGAGCAACAUGACCAACCUGUUGCCGCCACAGAUGGACACCCUGUUUUUUCAGAGUCCUGGCCCUCCGCCGACUGUGGAUCUUCUCCUGUCAGCAGUACAACCUCAUCUGACAUAGAGUCACCCAAGCAGUGUGCAAGAGCACAAGAAUGCACAGUUUCAUCAGAGCUAGGAGUUCAGCAGGACUCAGUGAUGGCCAAGUACAUUGAGCGCUUUCGCCAUGGUCGACCACAGAGUCGAGAGGAGCGCCAGCAGAUGCCUUCUGCUGUUGGAGAGAAGCAGUUGCCAUUUUGGUGGAUGUCACCUUCAUCUUUACCCCGCAGUUCAACACCAACUAAAGCAACAGACAAAGAUGUUAUCCAAACUCUGAAAGAUGACCACAGACCUGACAUUUUCAGUCCAGCUGGAGAGCAUCAGCAUGACAGAUCUCUUUCCCUAUGCAGUGUUUUAUCAGACACAUAUCAGGGUGAACUAGAGGACACAGAGAUACUAAACCUUCAAGAAAAGGCCAGCAGACUUCUAUUGAGAGGUGAAAAUACUCUGAGUGAUGGAUCUGUCCCUGUCAGCUCAGAGGGCCUGGCGUGCUCAGAUUUCUCUUCUCCAGUCAGCAUAGAUGAGCCAGUGCGAAGGCCUUUGAUUCCAAGUUUAAUAAAAUCGAAUGCAAAGGCCAGUUCAGACUCCGUUCAAGCUGUGUCCUUCCAAAAAUCCUCUGUCAUUCCUUCUAUGGCGCCCCCCACACGCCGGGAAGAUGACAUCUUGUUCCAGUGGCGUUUAAGGAGAAAGAUUGAGCAGGCCAGGGAGUGGCCCCAGUCCCUGCAACACUCCAGCCUUCAUGGUUCCACAUUUAGCUGGCAGGCCCCCAGUUUAAACAAUCCCUCAGCCAGUGGACAGGCUUACAAGCAACAUCAGAGUAAUCAAUCUCCUGAAUUCUCACAAAAAGCUGGGCAUCCUCACAUCACUGCUCCCCAGCCAGAAACCAAAGACUUCAACAGAUCAUGUGCCCCAGCCUCAGGUCCACCUCCCUCCCCUGCCUUUGUCCUCUCUGGCUCUUCAGUCUCUCACCCUCAGACUCUUUCCCAUGUUCCUGCCCACAUGCAUUUACUCUGUGAUGUCUUGCCCUGUCCCAUCCAGUCAUCUCAUGUUAGCAUGCAGCAAAACAUUUCAGAAAGUAUGGAUGAGUCUCAAGCCAAAGUUGUCCGUAAAAAAACCCAAGUCCCUGGAAACUCAAACACUUUAACUAAUGAGCCUGUUCGUGAACCUAAGCCAUCCCCACGGCCUGCUUCAUCAGGAGCCAUGGAGGGAGAGCAUCUUAUUCACCGCAUAAGAUCUGAGAGGUACAAGGAAGAAAAAGAAGAGACAAAAGAAUCAAAGAAUGAGAAGAAGACAGCAAUGUCCUCCAAAAAGUUGAAGAAAUUAACAAGAUAUUCUGGGGAUAUGGAACAUACUGAUGGCACUGGCUCUACAAACAGGAGUUCUUCAAAUCAAAGAGUUUCCAAGAAGGUCAUGCAGAGGACAGAGCAGCAGCAACAGGAAGGAAGCCAGGGGUUUUCCACUGAGAGCUGCACUGGCCAUCAUGCACCACCCUCUUCUCCAAUCCACAGUGCCUUAGGACAGGUAGUUUCAGAGGUGAUGUUCCCCAUGGUGGAUUCAUCUCCUGCACAGAGGAGCCCAGACUUGUGGGUUUCUCCUCCUUGCACAUCCUCGGCACCUCCACAAUCCUCACUUCCUCCAUGCAAAGUGCAGAACUCCAUGGAGGUCAUUUCACAGCUGCUGCAAGAAGCGGAAGAUUCAGAUGAAGAAGAGUUUGAAGAUGACCCUUUAUUACAAGUCCUCCGCAAGCAGAGAAAAUGGAUAAAAGAGCAAAUCAGUGAAGUGAACUCUCUGUUGAACGGAUUCAUAGAUGAGCGACAAGGCACUUGAACAUUGAGAAGAAGCACUUGAUGUGACUUUUUAAUUUUUAUAAAGAAAUAAAGUUUAUUUUGUCAUUUUUGAAGAAACAUUUCCACAUUAAAGAGUACAGAGAUAA